Molecule: messenger RNA, 1413 nt
Organism: Condylura cristata (star-nosed mole)
Lineage: Eukaryota; Metazoa; Chordata; Mammalia; Eulipotyphla; Talpidae
Gene: MAPK13
Product: mitogen-activated protein kinase 13
Exons: 12
Coding region: 74-1174 (366 amino acids)
Biological process (GO): protein phosphorylation; intracellular signal transduction
Cellular component (GO): nucleus; cytoplasm
Molecular function (GO): MAP kinase activity; ATP binding
Source: RefSeq, a predicted model, not a curated record
GGGACCGGGCCUGAGAGCCCGGCGGCCGCGAACCUAGCCGCCGCGCUGGGGCCGCCGAGAUUGAGUGCCCGGGAUGAGCCUCACCCGGAAAAAGGGUUUCUACAAGCAGGACGUCAACAAGACCGCCUGGGAGCUGCCCAAGCCCUAUGUGUCCCUGGCGCACGUAGGCAGCGGGGCCUAUGGCGCCGUGUGCUCCGCCAUCGACAAGCGGUCAGGGGAGAAGGUAGCCAUCAAGAAGCUGAGCCGGCCCUUCCAGUCUGAAAUCUUUGCCAAGCGAGCCUAUCGGGAGCUGCUGCUGCUGAAACACAUGCAGCAUGAGAAUGUCAUCGGGCUCCUGGACGUCUUCACCCCAGCCACCUCCCUGCGCAACUUCCAUGACUUCUACCUGGUGAUGCCCUUCAUGCAGACGGACCUGCAGAAGAUCAUGGGGAUGGAGUUCAGUGAGGAAAAAAUCCAGUACCUGGUGUAUCAGAUGCUUAAGGGUCUUAAGUACAUCCACUCAGCUGGGGUCAUCCACAGGGACCUGAAACCAGGCAACCUUGCUGUGAAUGAGGACUGUGAGCUGAAGAUCUUGGAUUUUGGGCUCGCACGGCCUGCUGACACAGAGAUGACCGGCUACGUGGUGACCCGCUGGUACCGGGCCCCUGAGGUGAUCCUCAGCUGGAUGCACUACAACCAGACGGUGGACAUCUGGUCUGUGGGCUGUAUCAUGGCAGAGAUGCUGACCGGGAAAACUCUGUUCAAGGGAAAAGAUUACCUGGACCAGCUGACCCAGAUCCUGAAAGUUACCGGUGUCCCGGGUGCGGAAUUUGUGCAGAAGUUGAACGACAAAGCGGCCAAGGCCUACAUCCAAGCCCUGCCUCAGAGCCCCAAGAAGGAUUUCUCUCAGCUCUUCCCGCACGCCAGCCCGCAGGCCACAGACCUGCUGGACAAGUUGCUGGAGCUGGAUGUGGACAAGCGCCUGACAGCCUCGCAGGCCCUCACCCACCCCUUCUUUGAUCCCUUCCGGGACCCUGAGGAGGAGACAGAGGCCCAGCAGCCCUUCGAUGACUCCUUAGAGCAUGAGAAACUCACAGUGGAUGAAUGGAAGCAACACAUCUACAAGGAGAUUGUGAACUUCAGCCCCAUUGCCCGGAAGGAUUCACGGCGCCGGAGCGGCAUGAGGCUACAGUGACCUGUCCAGCCCGACCACUGACUGAGCCAGGGACUACCACGUGCCGUCACCGGCCACACGCUGCCUGUAGGACCCAUAUUUAUUUGUCGUUACUGAGGUUUCAACUCUUCUUGGAUUAUCGUCUUUCAAGCAAAGACAGAAGGGCCCUUGUCCUUGUGUAGGAAACAGGCCUAGCGGAUGCAGAAUUCAAAGAUAUUGGUCUGGAGAAAAUAGCUGUGAUCAUAACUCACCACAUUAAA